UUCUAAUAUAUAUUUUUUUCAUCUUCAAUUUCAAUUUCAUCUUCAAAAAAACUAAUAGAAGUAAUAGAAAUAAUAAUAAUAAGAAUAUGCUCUCUAUGUAUAUCUAUUCAAUGCUUGAACAGAUAUAAAUAUAUACAUUUUGCGUAAUGUAUAGUAAACUGUGUAUACAUGUCAAAAUUUAUGGUAGUUUAUUCAUUGUUUACUAUCGUGUGUAAGAAUUGUGGUUUUUAGUACUAUUUUUAGGGACUAUGCAGGAAUAUCCUUACGUGUUAUCAGAAUAUGAGGAAAUAAAUCCUCUUCUUUAUAAACCUAUCAAUUCAACUCAACGAAUUAAGUAUACAUGUUUUAAUGUAUCCUCUAAUUAUAUUUUAUUGGGUUCAACCAGUGGCAGUAUUUAUCUAUUUUCAAGAAAACCAUGUUCCUUUAUACAAUUAAUACCUUUAUCGGAAGGAAUAGUUUCUCGUAUUCUCAUAUCACCUGAUGAGAAAACAAUUGCUUUGACAACAGCUCGUGGUAUAGUUUGUCUAGUAGUAUUAAAACCAACACCGAAAUUGAUAGCCAUAUCAACUGAGCAUAUUCAUAAACAAAUUAACUGCCUUUGUUGGAAUGAUAAUAGCUCUGAAGUAUAUAUUGGUGAUGAAAAUGGAAAAAUUUCUGUUUUGGUGCUAUCUAUAUUUACAGUGAAUGGUAUAUUUCAAGCACCAGCCUGUACAUUAAUGAAUUUAGAUUCAGCUAUUGUGCAACUUAAUUUCUCAUCACCUUUAUUGUUAGUAUCAACGCUGACUCGUUGUUAUAUAUGUGAUACAGUACAAGAACAAUAUAAACAAAUAGGAAAUAAAGCACGAAAUGGAGAAUUUGGUGCCUGUUUCUAUAAAACAUAUGUUACAAAAAAUAAAAAUACUUUGAUUAACCAGAAAGAAGAAAAAGUAAUCAAUAAAAAAGGUUCCUUUAACUUUAUUGUAGAAAGUAACAGUAAAAUACAAGAAGAAGAAAACUUUAUUCAAAUUUUUUGUGCUCGACCAGGAUCUAGACUUUGGGAAGUAUCUGCAAAUGGAAUAGUUAUGAAAACCCAUCAAUUUAAAGAAGCAUUUGCUAUUUCACCAACAUUGAUAUGUAAAUCAAACAUUAGAAAAUCUAAUUAUCAGAAACAAGUUGAACAUACCUGGUUACCACAAUCUAUAAAUUUUUCCCAUCUAUUUAUUAUUGCAGAAAAGUACUUAUUUUCAUAUACUUCUACUGGCCUAUAUAUUAUUGAUCCUAUGACUGCAACUGUAAUUCUAUGGAAUAAUGAAUUUUCAAAUAUAAACUUUGCAGAAACUAUAGACAACAAUAUAUAUUUGAUGACUUCUAAUGGUGAAUUCCAUUGUUUAAUUUUAUCUUCUUUAGAUUCUCUAAUAUUGCGAUUAUAUAAUAAAAAGAAAUAUUACGAAUGUUUAGAAAUAUGCCUCAUAUAUAAACUACAAUUAAAAAAAUUAAUCGAUAACACUGAAAUUAACGAUAUUUGUGAUAUAGAGACUAAGUUACAAAUAUUUAAAGAUGAUGAAUUGUUUACAUUAUUACAUCCUUUAAUAUUUUUAUUAGAAUCUAAUUUAAAAAUGAUUCCAAAAAAAUUAGAUUCAGGUAUUGUAGUUGUUAAUUGUGGAAAUUCAAAUUUUAAAGAUGAAGAAACUUUUAUGCUUCAUCCUGUAUCUCAUUGUUCUUUACAAGAUAAUGAAGAUCUUUUCAAAAUAGAGAUGGAAACAUCGAUCAAUUUAUUAAAUGAUUCUGAUAAAAAAGUAAAAAAAGAUGAAGAUGCAAAUUAUACAUCAAAAGAAGUAGAAGAAAGUCAAAAUGAAACUGGAGAAUUGAAUACCAAUAAAAGUGUAACACAAAAAAUACAAGAAGAUUUGCAAAUUAUAUAUGCUUUAGUUGAUAAUAUUAAAUCUUCAAUAGAAGAAGAAGAAUUAGAAAAAAUAAUUCUGGAUAUAGAUUGGAAUAUGAAUGUUAUCAAAGAUUCAUAUCAAAACUUGACUGAUUUAAAGAACUUUAUGUAUGAAGUAUUAAGAAGCGUAGAACUACAUUAUUUUAAUGUUCUGUUAGAAAAUAUUUCAAUACAAUUAAUACAAACUGUAGAUAAUGAAAAUAUUAUAAAACAAAUAAUAAAAGCUUUUGUAAAUGUGAAUAUACAAAGCAAAAGGUGUACCUGUGGUAGUCCAUAUCCAAUAAAUGAACUCAUAGAACCAAAGUUCCUAGACAUUGGUAGAUCUCUUCUUAAAAAAAUGUUAGAUGAAUAUGAAGAACAAUGUAUAAUAUUAUGUAAUAAAGUACCUUACAUGUGGCGAGAAUACUUGCCAUUAUAUGUAGAACAACAUAAUAUAUUAACAAAUGAUUUAGUGCAUCAAUGUCUUCAAGCUAGAGAUAAUAUUUUAUUUUCCAUUCUUUUACCUUUAUUAGAUGGAAAACAUUGGAGUCUUAUAGCAACAUAUGCAAAAGAAAUUCAGCAAGGACAGUGCCUAUUCUGUGGAAAGUCUAUAAAAAAAGAAAAUCAUGAAGAAUUGAUAAAUUGGACUGCUGUGAUAUAUGAAAUCAUGAAAAAACAGGGACCUGAUAUUGCCAUGACAUUACUAAUGAAAUUAGAAAAAGCUAUUCCAAAUAUUCCUAUAGAUAGAAGUAUAUUUCAAUCAUUAAUAUUUACAAAACUUUUAUAUCAACAUGGAAUGAAGUAUACUAUUAAUUUUGAUAAACAUAAUCUGGAAUCAUCUAAAUAUAAUACAAUAUGUUCCACAAAGAUUCGAGAUCAGCUAGUAGAAGUUCUUCAAAAAGAUUUAAAUAAAUCAAUUAAUAGAAAUAUUUUUGAAAAUGGAGCUCAUCAUUGGGGAAUGUAUUAUCAGAAUAAAUUAUCUACAUGUUCUUGCUGCACAUUAUCUCUUCAAACACCAGUUUUAUUAGGUAAUAAUGGAAUUGCAAUUUUUGAUUGCGGCCACGCUUAUCAUGUAAAUUGUAUGAUAGAAAAAAAACUUACCGCUUGUAAUCUUCAUUCUUAAUUAUAUAUGCAUAAAAAACAUAGAUAAAUCUUAUUAAAAAUAGUAAGUUUAGCUCAUAUAGAAUAGUCUUCAAAAUAAAAUAUAUCUAGUCAUUAAAAAAUUUGUUUAUGCAUAUUUAUAUAAACAUAUAAACAUAUAAAUUUAUUCGAAAUAUAAAUUGUUAAUCACAGAUAAAUAUCAUUAACAAUAAAAUUGAAUUAUAAUAUAAUUUAAUUUGAAUUGUUGAAAAAAUUCUGUCAAAUACAUUUUGUUUGUAUAUUUAAAAAAUAAAAAUUACAAAUUAAUUUUUGUAUAAAAGAAGAAUACAAAAAAAAUAAUAUUGAAAAUAUAGUAAACAAAAACUUAUAUAAUAAAUAAAAUAUUUGAAAUUAUUAAAAUAAAUUAUAACAAAAUAAUUUAAGCUAAUUAUUUUUUAUUAUUAUUGUUAUAUUUAAAAAAAAUUUUUUUCAUUCUAAAAAAAUAUGCUAUUUUAUAUUUAUAUAUAUAUAUCACAUAAUUUGUACUUUUGACAAUUGUAUAUGCAAUAUAAAAAAUUUUAAUUUCAGUUUAACACUUACCUUAUUUAAUAUAUUUACUACUUAAUUCGCAAAAAUGUAUGCAGUAUGAGGCAUUAAAAUCAUGUAUUUUAAAAGAUCAUCUAAAUUGUUUCAAAUGACUUGUGUAAAUAUUUUUAAAAACUUAUAUGAAUAAUCUAUAAAUAUAAUUUAUAUAAAUAUAUACAAUUAUUAAAUUAAUUUUACAAUAAA
Messenger RNA from Apis cerana (Asiatic honeybee), 3769 nucleotides. It is a transcript of the gene pink, whose product is annotated as WD40 repeat domain-containing protein pink. Gene Ontology annotation, biological process: developmental pigmentation. Gene Ontology annotation, molecular function: protein binding. Lineage: Eukaryota; Metazoa; Arthropoda; Insecta; Hymenoptera; Apidae. Gene Ontology annotation, cellular component: cytoplasm. The record is from RefSeq and is a predicted model, not a curated record.